AUGUCCCAGGUUGUGCGCCCUCGCUCAGCCUUCCGCCCAGAGGAAGCUCACUCCCCUGCCAUGAUGGCUGCACCCCUGCCCCCGCCCAGCCACGUCACCCACAACCUGCCCAGACCCCUCGUGUCCAGUGCAGGACCAUGUCCCCACAGCGUGUGCAACGCCCGCUGCCCCAUCACCCGCCUGCGCCGAGCCCCCACCAGCCCGUGCCAGCUGCGGAGCCUGACCCUGCCGGUGGCCGAGCUGGGGCUGGGCUACUCCUCAGAGGAGAAGGUGGUCUUCAGUUACUGUACUGGCAGCUGCCUCCACAGCGCCCGCACCCAGCAUGGCCUGACUCUGGCCAGGCUGCAGCGCCAGGGCCGUGCUCAUGGUGGGCCCUGCUGCAGGCCCACCCGUUACGCUGACGUGGCCUUCCUUGAUGACCACCACCGCUGGCAGCGGCUGGUCCAGCUCUCCGCAGCCGCCUGCGGCUGCAGUGACUAG
Molecule: messenger RNA, 480 nt
Organism: Elephantulus edwardii (Cape elephant shrew)
Lineage: Eukaryota; Metazoa; Chordata; Mammalia; Macroscelidea; Macroscelididae
Gene: PSPN
Product: persephin
Exons: 2
Coding region: 1-480 (159 amino acids)
Molecular function (GO): receptor tyrosine kinase binding; glial cell-derived neurotrophic factor receptor binding; growth factor activity
Source: RefSeq, a predicted model, not a curated record